AUGGAGAUGGGCGACUACGAGACAGCCCUCCAGAGGGCCCAAAAGGCCAGCACCAUCUACCACCAGGAGCGCGAUCUGUUUGAGAGGCAGAAGAGAGAGGAGGCGGACGCGAGAUAUCUCUGCGGUGAGAUCUUCUGGAAGAGGGGCGAUCACAAGGCGGCGAUCAACUGGGCAGAACGAGCAAGGGCCAGCUACCGCGAGCUCGAGCAGACGGAGGAUGAGGUGCUCUGCCUCUACGUCGUAGCCGAGAACGCUGCGCGUCUGGCGAGCCAGGAAGGUGCAAGAGUGGAAGAUUCUCAACCGCCGCCCAGGGCUGCCAGAGAUGCUUUGGAGAAGGCGCUGAAGUCUGCUGAGGCAGGCCUUAAGCUGCUACGGGUCUCCGCCUGCGUCGCGCAUCCUGAGCUCCAUGGGCAGCUGCUCUGCGCGCGAGCGCAGGUCCUCACCUUGAAGCGCAUGUUCGUCGAGGCGCUGGUGAGCCUGGAUGAGGCAGUAGUAAGAUUCCGGAACCUGGAAGAGUACGUCUUGGAGGCUGAUGCACUUCUGCGCGCCUGCGACAACCUUUACGCCCUGAGGCAGCUGAGAGAAGCCUCUGAGGCGGCAGAGGAGGCGCUGAUGCUGUACCAGCAUUGCGAGGACUUCGAGGGUGAGGAGCGGGCGAAGGAAAUGCUCCAGAAGACCACCUUCGUGGCUGCCAGGCCUGCGGAAGCAAUGCCGAUGCCACAGGCUCAGGCCGGACCAGGUGUGACGCCAGUGUGGUUACAACAAGCGGACGUGGCCGCUGAGGCAGCGCCUGCAGCAGCGAAAGUGGUUGUUCCGACAGCCACCGGGCCAGCCCUUGACAUGAACGCGGUCACACCAGAAGCGGUCAUGUCCAAGGUGCGAGAGAUCGUGGCUGCCGUGACUGCCACGGAUCAAUCCGAAAUUGACGCAGAAACGCCGCUCAUGGAGGCUGGCCUCACGAGCAGUUCUGCGAUUCUUCUGCGCGAUUUGCUGGGCAAGGCUCUGCCAGUGAGCCUCCCGGCAACACUGGUCUUCGACUAUCCGACCAUUGCGGACAUGACGGAACUGGUCCACCAGAGCACGAUGGCCAUCAAGAACUGA
Symbiodinium pilosum is the source of this 1101-nucleotide messenger RNA. The record is from the annotation of a GenBank genome assembly. NCBI's taxonomy places the organism in Eukaryota, Dinophyceae, Suessiales, Symbiodiniaceae.